CUUUUCAGAGAAGUGAGAUGGAUGGCUUGGAAGGUUUCGAGUUCUUCGAGAUCAUAAUUGAGAAAUCUUGCAGUAGGCAGAGGCUGCCCGACAAGUUUGCGAAGAUGCUCGCCGGUCGUGAGCCCCACAAAGUGAAGCUGCGGGAGGCCGGCAGCAGGCGUCGCCGGAUGUGGGACGUGGUGGUGGUGUUCGACGGCGAAGGCCACAUGUACCUAGGGCCCAGCUGGGAGCAUUUUGCCCACGCCCAUGAGCUGCAGCUCGGGCACUUCCUUGUCUUCCGCUACGAUGGCGACGCCAUGUUCACCGUGAAGAUGUUCGACAACACCAUGUGCCAUAUGUACUACCAGCGCGACGACGAUGCCAAUAAGCUCUCUGCCUCUCUUCUUCCUGUCCUUUUGGCUUCCUCUACCAGCACGACGACAACACCAUGUUCACACUUUGUUGCAUUUGGCCAGGCAAUAGGAGCAGCAGCGGGGAUGGCGAGGAGCAGAGUGGGCAAGAAGAGGAGCAGAGCGGGGAUGACGAGGAGUAGUGCGGGGAUGACGGGGAGGAGACCGGGGAUAACAAGGAGCAGAGCGGGGAAGUGCAACCUAUUCUGGCUGACGACGACCUUGCCAUGGUGGUGGCUGAUGACGACCCUGCUAUGGUGGUGGCUGAGGAUGACCUCGCGAUUGUGGUGCCUGACACUGACCCUGCUAUGGUGGCUGACGACAACCUCGCGAUUGUCGUGCCUCACGCUGACCUCGCGAUGGUGGUGCCUAACAAUGACCUCGCGAUGUUAGUGGCUCCGGCGAUUCCACAGCAGGGUGACAGGAACAUGCCAAUUGUGGUAGAGGAGUACAUCCACGUCGGCAUUCGCCACUCUAAGCGCAUCAGGAGGAUGAAGGAGAAUAAGGAGAAGAACGAGUGAAGAUGUUAAGAAAUCAAGUGGCAAUGUUAAGUGGCAAUGCCAAGCUUAGUUUGAAUUUUGUGCAUGCUUAUGGAUGCUCAAGUAUGAAUAUUCAGUUUCUUAAUUAUGAAUAUUCAGUUUGGUAAUUGAUGGGAAUUGAUAUUUUGUGCAUGCUCAUGGAUGAAAGAUGAAA
Molecule: messenger RNA, 1082 nt
Organism: Triticum dicoccoides
Lineage: Eukaryota; Viridiplantae; Streptophyta; Magnoliopsida; Poales; Poaceae
Product: B3 domain-containing protein Os03g0212300-like
Exons: 2
Coding region: 18-782 (254 amino acids)
Molecular function (GO): DNA binding
Source: RefSeq, a predicted model, not a curated record